CACCCACCACAACACGACACGAUGCUCCGCACCCUCCGCACGCUAGCAAAGCACACGCCCAAGCCCGCAGCGAAGCCCCCAGCGCCGUCGCCGUCGCCAACAGCAGCAAAAGCAAAAGCAGCAUCCCCAAGCAGCUCGGCACAGCAGCCCUGGCUGCCGUCGACCAAGCGCCCAAAAGGCGCCCCAGAGCAGCCGUACAUCCCGGCCCCGCGCGCCACACCACCACCGACACCGACACCGAGCGCGAGCACGAAGCCGAAGCGCGCGGCCGAACCGAACGCCAAGGCCAAGGCCGGCGCCGACGCCAGGGCGAGGGCCGAGGCCGUGCUCCAGGCGCGGAGGGACGCCGGGGCGGCCAAGACGGACCGGACUAGGGGGUUGGUUGACUCGUUCCGUGCCCUCACGCCCAACUCGCGCAUCAUCCUCGGGCUGGGCUUCGCGGCCGUCGGCGUCGCCGGCCUGGCGUGGGACUCGACGUACGACGGGGCGGAGAAGGACGGUGGAGAGGGGGAGGGGGAGGCGGGGGCCGAGAAGCCCGUUAUCAGCGUGCGUAUGGUCGAUCGCAAGUAA
Vanrija pseudolonga is the source of this 570-nucleotide messenger RNA. RefSeq lists its product as uncharacterized. The coding region runs from base 22 to 570 and encodes 182 amino acids. The record is from RefSeq and is a predicted model, not a curated record. Lineage: Eukaryota; Fungi; Basidiomycota; Tremellomycetes; Trichosporonales; Trichosporonaceae. The transcript is spliced from 2 exons.